UAAAAGGCUAUGUUGUCGCUAACCGCCAGCAGUGCGCCAACACAGCUCAACAAUACGGUCGUCAGUAUGUCGCACUCUGUUCUUAUCGGUUUAACACUGCUCGCAAUCUCCCAUACGUCUCUAGCUGGUUACACCAAAUUCCCCGAUGGAUUCACAUUCGGAGUGGCAACAGCCGCACACCAGAUCGAAGGCGCCUGGAAUGUUAGUGGCAAAUCCGAAAAUGUCUGGGACCGUCUCUCCCACUCUCGGCCGGAAAUGAUCGCAGAUGGCACCAACGGUGAUAUCGCUUGUGAUUCCUAUAAUCGCUACCUGGAGGACGUGGAGGAACUUGCGUAUUUAGGGGUGGACUUCUACCGUUUUUCCUUUUCCUGGGCGCGUAUCCUGCCCAGCGGUCGCGUGGACUUUGUCAACCCUGAUGGAAUCCGCUAUUACCACAGUUUACUUGAUGCCUUGGCUGAGAAAAAUAUCGAACCUCUGGUCACACUCUUCCAUUGGGACUUACCGCAAACUCUUCAAGAUUUAGGAGGAUGGGCUAACCCAAAAAUGGUAGAUUAUUUCCGCGACUACGCCGACCUAUGUUUCAAAGAAUUCGGAGGAAAAAUCAAAUCUUGGAUCACAUUUAACGAACCAUACGAAAUUUGCGAGGAUGCAUAUGGUGAUGAGAAGAAAGCACCAGCUAUUGACAGUCACGGCGUUGGAAACUAUUUGUGCAGCGAUACCCUUCUAAAAGCGCAUGCUGAAGCUUACCAUCUUUAUAAUGAUACCUACCGACCUAUCCAAAAUGGAAGGAUUAUGAUUUCAAUCAACUCCAUUUGGUAUGAGCCUAGCGACCCUAAUGAUGCUGAGCAAGUGACACUGGCAGAAGUUGCCAAUCAAUUCAAGUUCGGUUGGUUUGCACACCCAAUCUUCACCGAAGAAGGUGGUUACCCUGCUGUCAUGGUUGAGAACGUAGCACAACAGAGUGCCGCUGAAGGCCUACCAAAAUCCCGACUGGAACAAUUCGACGGAUACUGGAUCCAGCGGAUCAAGGGCACGUCUGAUUUCCUGGGCAUCAACCACUACACUACCCAUUUAAUAACUGGGGCCGGUGUAGAUUCUACAGCUAAAUCACCAUCUUGGCUUAAGGACAUCGGAGCCGUCACUACAAUGAACGUUGGUGGUGAUUCAGCUUCAGAAUGGCUGAGGGUAGUACCAACUGGGUUCGCCAAUUUCCUGCGCUGGUGUAAGAGCUCUUAUAACGAUCCGCCUAUUUAUAUCACAGAGAAUGGCUUCUCUGAUCGUGGUACUUUACAAGACUACGGACGUAUCAGUUAUUUCAACGAUUAUCUUAGCGAAAUCCUCAACGUAAUUUAUGAGGACAAUGUAAGGGUACUGGGCUAUACAGCAUGGACGCUAAUGGACAACUUCGAGUGGCGAGCAGGCUUCUCCGAACGUUUCGGCUUCUAUUACGUGGAUAUUACACAGUCAGACAGGCCCAGGACACCCAAGUUAUCAGCAGAAUACUAUCGACAGCUGCUGGCCACACGUGAGCUACCGCAAGACGACCGAUUCAAAGAUCCAGCGGUGAGGCGUCUAUGAAGCAUGGCAUGACACUAGCCUUGUAUAUAAUUCAGCUGAUAUGCAAGAUUAAUAAAAUCUAAUAACACUAAAAAUAAAUAAUCUUAUUAUUAAAUUUCUUUUCUUUCAACAGAAAUUACGUAACGAACUUUGAACGAGUGUGUUUAGAAGAAAGUGAAAUCAUUUAAGGUAUUAAAACAAAUAUUUAUUUCAUUCAUUUAUGAUAUUGAAUUAUUUACAAUGAAAUUAUAAUAAAAUUGUUGCUCUCGGCAUUUCAUGAAUUUCAUUGUUACAUUAAUACACAUCAUACAUUUUACACUACAGAGAAAACUUGCAUCUACUAUCAGACUGACAAGAUAUGUUUGUAAAUUAUACAGACUAUCCUUAAGAAAUAAACUAUUUAUUUUACACUUGAUAUAUUGUUCAGAAUAUUAUUCUGUCGUUAGCAGGCGAGAACGACGUCGCAAGACGUUUGACCCGCCCGGCAAACUGUAAGCAACAUGGAAUGUUUCUCAGUAUAUCGUACAGCAACAAUAAAAAAUGUUAUAAGGCAAAUAUUAACGAUAUAAAUUAUUCAAUUGUAAUCACUGACCAAAAUCCACUGACUAUUAAUGUCAAUAGCUUUAUUCCGCUCCACCGAGCUUCACGAAUAUAAAAGGAAAGGGAAGCGAUUUUAGAAUAAUGAACCGAACAAUAUGAGAAGCAUCCCACUUACGGAGUACAAAAAAUAGGUAUACGAAUACAAUAUAAAGUAUAACAAAUGGAUCUACAGAAUACAAUAUAAAAUGUACCAUAAACCCAGCACCUUUACCUCUUAAUUACAAUAGUUACACAGACUUAAAUGUGCUAUUAUAUUACUGAAGGUUACAUUAAAGUCUUAUAAGAAUAAGUAUUUUACUAAUAUGGCAAAGUUUUCUAUGUAGCAUUUUCAUAAGGUCUAAUUUCAAUAUUUUUAAAUCAAUCAAGCUAUUUGAUAUCAUCACUCAAUAAAAAAUCUAAAGACUAGGUGGGCUAAAUCAUAAUUUUGAGAAGAUCUGAUGUUUUGAUAAGUUGUGAUAUGUUACUCAUUACACUAUGAGUGUCGCAAAUACCUUGGAGUAAAUACAUUUGACAGCUAUCUAAAGUUGGCACCAAACUGACGUGGAACCCAUUAUUGCACAGGUUUACUCGCAGCCGCACCGUUUCAUGGCUACGACACAUCUGAUACAAAGCUACUAUACAUUUUAAUAAUAAUUCAUCAUAUUUUUCUAAUCUGGAUUGACUCUUUAAAGCAAUCACAUACAGUCAACACGCCGCUUACACUCUGGGCGAAUUAUUGUCUAUACUACGCGUAAGCCGGCCGCAAUCACACAAGCAAAAAUAAAACUCGCUCGCUACAGACGAUCAUCAAUACAGUACUUAACUACAAUUAUAGUUGCCAACAUAAUUAUCUAGUUCACGAGUAACGAUAAAACUUAACAUCUAUUAAUAAUCUCCAAAAAUACAUAGGACGGUGUAAGUCGACAAACAAGUAUAAUAAGUAGAUUAUAAAAUCGUAUCAAAUUUAAUACAUAAAAACUUUGACAAUAGAAGUGUAGAAAUAUUUUAACAUUCAUCUAAGUUACAAAACACAAUAAAUAUUCUUUAAAGGCACAAUAAGGCACUGUUAUGUUAAGAUGUUAUCACAAUCUUAAGUUUACCGAUAAUACAAUUAUUUAUUUAAAAUACACACACACAAAUAACGUGGCUAAACAUGUAGGACAGUACUACAACACGUAAUACUUAUUGGCGCUCCGUUAUUGUAUGUUUUUGUUUAGUCACACAGUCGUAUCAGCGAAUAUACAUCUAAUUACAUAACGAAAGGAUUUCCGACAGUCUCAAGAGCAAAGAAUAUGGGAAACCUAAAUCGAGCGAUUAGUUGUUUCAACACAACUUCUUUCGGCAAGGAAAGAAGGGUUGAAAACAGAAACCGUGGGGCAAAACCAACCGACCGUCAUCUCUAUUUUUGAAUCAUUCUCCUUAAAAUUUUUGUUAACCCUAUCAAAACCUAUUUACUCGAUUGAAAGUUAUGGACACUCAUUACUAA
This is a messenger RNA of Diatraea saccharalis (sugarcane borer), 3622 nucleotides long. The record is from the annotation of a GenBank genome assembly. NCBI's taxonomy places the organism in Eukaryota, Metazoa, Arthropoda, Insecta, Lepidoptera, Crambidae.